CCCUCUGUCAGCUAAAAAGAACGAGCCUUUGCCUAUAGCGAAACCCAAAGACUGCACCUUUCCCCUCUCUCUCUCGAGCAGUUUCCAUGGCUGCGUUGAGAUUUCUUCCCGUUUUCCUCUUCUUUCUGUCACUUUCCAAGGACUGUCCUAGAACUUUUGGUGGCGACACGUCAUCAUCGUCCCCUGGAUCUUCGGAUGUGAAGCUUCUGUUGGGAAAGAUCAAGCCUUCACUACAAGGUAACAGUGAGAAUCUACUGCUGUCUUCAUGGAACUCAUCAGUUCCUGUCUGUCAAUGGAGAGGGGUAAAGUGGGUAUUUUCAGAUGGAUCUCCGCUUCACUGCACGGACCUCUCUUCACCGCAAUGGACCAACCUAUCUCUCGUCAAGGACCCAUCCCUUCACCUUCUCUCUCUGCAGCUCCCUUCUGCGAAUCUCACCGGUUCACUUCCUCGGGAGAUUGGUGAGUUCUCGAUGCUUCAGAGUCUGUUCCUCAACAUCAACUCCUUAACUGGGUCGAUCCCUCUCGAGCUUGGUUACACUUCUUCUCUGUCUGAUGUUGAUUUGAGCGGUAAUGCCCUGGCUGGGGUUUUGCCUCCAUCGGUUUGGAACCUCUGUGAUAAGCUUGGCUUCCUCAGCUUUCAUGGUAAUUCGCUGUCUGGGUCCUUGCCUGAACCCGCUUUGCCAGAUUCUACUUGUAGUAAUCUGCAAGUUCUUGAUUUGGGUGGUAAUAAGUUCACUGGUGGUUUCCCCGAGUUUAUAACGAGAUUCAAAGGUGUAAAAGAGCUCGAUCUUUCAAGUAACAUGUUCGAGGGUCCUGUUCCUGAGGAUUUGGCUGGAUUAAAACUUGAAAGGCUCAACCUUUCACACAACAACUUCAGUGGGGUGUUGCCGGAUUUUGGUGGAUCAAAGUUUGGUCCGGAAGCUUUCCAAGGGAACAGCCCUAGCCUUUGUGGGUUGCCCUUAAGACCCUGUCUUGGUUCCUCUAGUUUGAGCUCAGGUGCUAUUGCUGGUCUCGUGAUUGGUUCAAUGACCGGGGCCGUGGUCCUGGCCUCGUUGUUAAUCGGGUAUAUGCAGAACAAGAAGAGAAAGAAUAGUAUAGACAGUGAAGAUGACUUGGAAGAAGGAGAGGAAGAAGAAAACGGCGAUAAAGAUAGUGGCGAAGGGAAGCUGAUUGUGUUCCAAGGUGGUGAGCAUCUGACACUCGAAGAUGUCUUGAAUGCAACAGGACAAGUGAUGGAGAAGACAAGCUAUGGCACUGUCUAUAAGGCGAAGCUUAGCGAUGGAGGGACAAUUGCAUUGAGGCUAUUGAGAGAAGGUAGUUGCAAGGAUAGGAGUUCUUGCCUGCCGGUGAUAAAGCAACUGGGAAGGAUUCGGCAUGAGAAUUUGGUUCCUUUGAGGGCUUUCUAUCAGGGAAAGUAUGUUAAUGGGGGCAAAAUAAAAAGGUAAAUUUUACACGGUAUCUUUCCAUUAAUCUUUAUUCAUAGCUUGUUAUAUAGACCGGGAAAACCGGUGUUGAACUGGGCUCGGAGGCACAAGAUUGCACUGGGAAUAGCUCGAGGGCUCGCUUAUCUUCAUGUCGGGCAAGAAGUACCCGUCAUACACGGGAACGUCAGGUCGAGAAAUAUUCUCGUGGAUGACUUUUUCUUCGCCAGGAUCACGGAGUUUGGUCUGGACAAGUUGAUGGUACCAUCUGUAGCUGAUGACAUAAUCUCGCAGGCAAAAUCCGAUGGCUACAAAGCGCCCGAGCUCCACAAGAUGAAGAAGUGCAACCCGAGAACCGACGUCUACGCAUUCGGAAUCCUUCUUCUGGAGAUUCUGAUGGGGAGAAAACCCGGGAAGAACGGGAGGAACAGCGAGUUUGUGGAUCUGCCCGCUCUGGUUAAAGUAGCUGUCUUGGAGGAAACGACAAUGGAGGUUUUUGACGUGGAGGUGCUGAAAGGGAUAAGGAGUCCGAUGGAAGAGGGUCUGGUUCAGGCAUUGAAGCUUGCAAUGGGAUGCUGUGCUCCGGUCCCGACGGUCAGACCGGCCAUGGAUGAGGUCGUGAGACAGUUGGAAGAGAACAGGCCGAGGAAUAGGUCGGCUUUGUAUAGUCCUACAGAGACGAGGAGCGAGGCCGGGACUCCGUUUUGAGGGCUAUGUUUUUUUUUUUUUUUUUUUUUUUGGAAUUUCUGCAUUUGAGAGUAGGUGAAGGUGUUAGAAGGUGGAACCAUCUCUCAUUUGUAUAACUCUAUUUCAUAUUGCAAGUGUUUCAAACCAUACAUACGCCUAAUCUUGAAUCGAGAAAGUAUCAUUUGGCAUGAGAAUGUGUAGUUUUACAUGUAACUGUAAGGAGGUGAAAGUGGAUUAGUAUCCGAGAUUUUCGGGUUAUCCGGUCUUAAUCUCGA
Molecule: messenger RNA, 2383 nt
Organism: Tarenaya hassleriana
Lineage: Eukaryota; Viridiplantae; Streptophyta; Magnoliopsida; Brassicales; Cleomaceae
Product: putative kinase-like protein TMKL1
Exons: 3
Biological process (GO): protein phosphorylation
Molecular function (GO): ATP binding; protein kinase activity; protein binding
Source: RefSeq, a predicted model, not a curated record